AAGCACGCCCACCCCCCACCGUGUAUAAAUAUACGGACAGGGGAGCGAAAAUGUAGAGAGAGAAAGCGCGUCGUUGUAGAGAGAGAGAGAGAGGACUUGGAUUUCCGCAGAUGUUCUAUUUCGAGCUUUGUUUGCUGCUGAAGGAAGUGCUUGAGUUGAGUUGACUUCCGCUUUCUUGGGUUUUUUCUUGAUGAAUUUGGGGUUUUUCUUGGAGAAAAGUGAUAAGUGGAAGAAACCCCUUGGCGGAUAGAGUAUAUUUCCUCUGUAACAUCAUAAAAGAAGAGGCUGUUGAUUUUUGUUCUAGUUUGUUGGAAUCAUCACACUCUUGGUCAAAGUCUCCUGUGGCUGAUCGCAUAUCGUAAAGGGGUUUGUUGCUCGCUGAUGCUUUUGAUACAAUAUCUUGAUCUACAUCAGUCGCGCAGACCAAAUGCCAUCAUUAAAAAUGAAAACCAAGUCAACCACAGACUGUUUGAAAGAAAAAAAUGGUCUCCAUGUAUGCCGCAAGUCAAGUAUGAUAUCCAAGAAUCCUCUCUCUCGUGCCAGAGUUUGUCAAAAUGUGGAAAAAAAUUGUGCUUAUACUCAGAGCAAUCAGGAUGCUUCGGCUUAUGAUCAAGCGUUUUCUGAGGACAUUGGACGGUGUGAAACUAACCAUGAUGAGUUAUCUAAUGAAGAGAACCUUAUGCAGAGGCAGCCAUCAACUGAAACCGAUUCUGCUACUGUGGAUAGUAUGGAACCUGCAGUAUCCACCUGCACUUCAAACAUAGAAACUAUCUUUUCCCCCAUUCUGGAUUCGGUGGAUUUCUACAAUAAUGAAGGAAGUGACAUUCUUUAUGUGCCACAGCUAGAUAGCGACGAUAGUGAUAAUAGCAGCAGAAGUUCAUGUGAAUAUCAAGCAUGCAAUGUAUCAGAUUUCUACAUCUCUGACAUGAUUUUUUCUGGACCUCCCGUUGGAAGCAAUUAUCCUGGAGAACCCAUCGGAAGCCAUUCUGAAUUUGAAAACAGAACAGAUGCAUUGUUACUACCUGAUUUCAAAUGUGAGGAGUCUAGUUUACUUUGUGAUUUGACAGAGGAAUGCAUGGUAUUGCCUUUUUUGGAGGAUACUUUAGAUACUGGAUGUGAUCAUGAUGGCAGACCAUCAGAAGAUACCAUCCUAGGUUCUGACAAUUCCAGCUUGUACAUGGCAAUCCAUCAACUGCGAUCUCACAACCAGGAUUCUCUCAUAAAUACCUACUCUGACCAAGAUUAUGAGUGCUUUGAUCCACAAAUGUAUAUAAGGAAUCUCCCAGAGCAGCCGGACGUGGCAUUUACUUCGUUACCAACUUCGGUGCCGAAUGAAAAGCAAAACGCCAAGCAAAUCACUUUAGUACUUGACUUAGAUGAAACACUUGUCCACUCUACAUUAGAUCACUGUGAUGAUGCGGACUUCACAUUUUCUGUGUUCUUCAACAUGAAAGAACAUACUGUUUAUGUGAAACAGAGGCCUCACCUCCAGACUUUCCUCAAAAGAGUGGCCGAAAUGUUUGAGAUUGUGGUUUUCACUGCUAGUCAAAGCAUCUAUGCGAAACAACUUCUAGAUAUUCUGGAUCCAGAUGGAACAGUUAUAUCAAGACGAGCUUAUCGUGAAUCAUGCAUCUUCUCUGAAGGAACUUACAUGAAAGACUUGACAGUAUUAGGUGUUGAUCUUGCAAAAGUUGCCAUAAUAGAUAAUUCCCCACAGGUUUUCAGGUUGCAAGUGAAUAAUGGUAUUCCUAUUAAGAGUUGGUUUGAUGACCCGUCAGACUCUGCCCUAAUUUCACUACUUCCAUUUUUAGAGACAUUGGUUGAUGCUGAUGAUGUACGACCCAUCAUUGCUAGGAAAUUCGGUAACAAGGAAUAAGAGCUCCUUGGCUAUCCUUUCUAGUUCUUUAAUUACUUCAUGUCCCGUUCAAUAUUCAUCUGUUUUUCUUUUCAAUCAAAGUCUUCUUUGUUUUAAGAUGCUUGUUAUACCUUCCUCUCGAGCCUUGGUAUAGGUAUCAAUUUUUAUAAAUUUCUUCCUGUUGCUGAGUCAAUUUGCCAUCAUUCCUUUCACUAUCCUACUAUUUGAGGAGCUUGUUAGUUCUUUAGGCUAAUUUGCUGUAGAAGUGUGUCUUCAAGAGUUUUUUUUUUUGGUUUGAUUUGUAUAGGUAUAGAUGCUUAGGUCUGUGCAGCGUGUAUAUGAAUUGAUUUGUGAAAUAAAUCUUGAUUCUAAUUUGAACUUAUUUAUAUCCACCUUAGUGUAUGCUAGUAUAAGUUUGACUUUUAGUUGAUUGACCAAGUAAUAUCAACUAAGCAUGCCUGCUUAUAGCCCAGUGCCGUGAUGUUAUGGACAAAAUCUAACAUUGAGCAUUGUACACAGAGAUCUUAAUCUAGUGAUUCCAUAACUGGAACUUCUGAGAGGACCUGGGGAAGAGUGUGAAAUUUUAACUUCUACAUGAUGAAGACAGUACUAUGACUUUCUGUUUAUUGUCAUCUAUCUGAUGUUGAAAAGUUGGAGGAGUUGGUUUUAAUUUAGUUGGGACAAAUAAUUGUCAAAAGGCAUAGUUUCUUUCUAAUAAUUCAGCUACAAAGCUUUUGUUGUAGGAAAAUCUACAUGAAUACUGCUCUCAAGGGCCUUGUUGAAGAAAUAAGGUAAACAAACUCAUGAUGUUUGGUGUGGUAACCAUUCAUUUGAAUGCAAUAGGUAACUAGAUUCAUACGUUUUGGAUAGUUGCAUUCCGAAAUAUUAUCUGAAACAUGUUAGUGAUGGCUGUCUAAUCUUUGAUGCAAUUUUAAACCCUAGGAAGAUUGACGUUCAUGCUAUUACUUCACAGAUGGCCAGUUUGCAAGUCAAAGAACACCUAACUAGACGUGCCUUUUCUGUUGAUCCAAAGUUGUUCAUACUCAUUUUAGGAUACAUAAUUUGUUGCAUCCAUUUAAAGUUGGUCAAGUUGUUCUUAUUAACCCAUGCUAUUUAAUUCAGAAAACUUUGUGCAGCUUUCAUUCUCUGGACUGUUCUGAAUGUAAGCAUGACUUUUCUCUUAUCUUUUUUUGCUGUUCCUCUUCUUUGCAGUUUAGUUAUGUUUCUAUCUUUGUGCGUCUCUCUAUGCCUUACCCUGUCUUCUCUCCUUUUGAUCAUGAGCUGUGGGUUGCAGUCAAGCAAGUUACAUAAAGAAGCUGCUUACCUGUAGUUUGGUUGGGUUUUGACUUAGGAGGGGGGAUGUCUCAGAAUUAGUUGUGACUGUUGUCCCAAUUGCUAUUCAAUUUCUAGUAAGUAAUCCUAAUAUAAUUUCGCUUAAGCAUUGGGUUUCCAUCAUUUAUCUUGAUCAACAAAUUUUGAACUUUGGACAGCCUCGGUCUCAGAUCUCUACUGACAAUAUGUGAUGGUGUCACCUUUCUCAUAGAAGAUUAGGGUAUUCAUAUGAGAGCUACUUAUGUAGCCCCCUCUCCUUACUAGAUUUUGUUUCUACCAAUAAUUUAGUGGUUCUGGUUACUUUGCUUGGCAUCUUCCCUUGUCAUGUCAUCUAGGACGGCCCUGGAUGUUUGAUGUACCUAUACUAUGAGUUGGGUGCAUAAUUUUAGCUUUGUAUAUUUGGUAGCUAAUGCUGUGGGGUACUGACGAAGGUUGAAAUGGUCUAUAAGAUUAUUCUUUAGGGGGAAACAUAUCCUGCUUGGCAAAUGGAUUAGAAAAACCUCGACCUAAUUGUCUGGUAUUGAACAUGAGUAACAGAAUUCUGUAGUUUGGUUUUGAAAUUAGCUAUGUAAAACUGUUGGCAGAAAACGAACUUGAGAAUCCUUGUGUAUGCUUGGUGGACCCCAGGAGGUGGAUAUAUUGACAUAGUGUAAACCUGGAAGAUCAAUGCCAUAAUAGAGCCUCCUGUAUGCUUUCCUUAGUUGUUGCUUAAUAAUUUUCUAGAACGACUGGUGGCUGUGUGAAUUUGCUUUUGAGAAUGUAGGGGGAGAAGGUUGAUACUAUAAUAUGGUCUUUUACAGUUUUGGAUGCCUUACUGCAGGUCUCUUGAAGAUAUACUUAUUACUGUUUUGGCUGACAAUCGGAGUUGUUUGUAUUAUGCUUGGUGUGUAGUAGUAUAUCAUUAUAUUAGCUUUUCUAACUUGGGAUUUUUAUUUUUUAAAGUUUCCAGGUCAAAUUUGUAGCCCGUAAUCUUGCUUACUAGUUACUGUAAAUAGACAUAAAUACCAGAUUCAUAUUGUAUGGCUACAACCUCAUGGAGAUUUGUUUACCAACAAUUCUGUAAAUGAAGCCAUCAAUGUAACGUCACAACUUUUAAACACCUAUUAUAUAUUUAUAUUUUCUGGGCGACA
Messenger RNA from Sesamum indicum (sesame), 4317 nucleotides. RefSeq names its product SCP1-like small phosphatase 4 (gene SSP4). The record is from RefSeq and is a predicted model, not a curated record. NCBI's taxonomy places the organism in Eukaryota, Viridiplantae, Streptophyta, Magnoliopsida, Lamiales, Pedaliaceae. Gene Ontology annotation, molecular function: phosphatase activity.